Molecule: messenger RNA, 1569 nt
Organism: Effrenium voratum
Lineage: Eukaryota; Dinophyceae; Suessiales; Symbiodiniaceae
Source: the annotation of a GenBank genome assembly
CCACUUUGAGAAGCUCCGGUCUUGGGGCAUUUUUGUGCUGUUUUUGCGCCAUGGCCGCCCCCUCUGGUGCGCCCCACACUUUUGCCCCGGCACCGGCCGAAGCGAGGGCCAGGUCCAGUGUGCCGCGGAAAGCGAAAGCGGAACCCGAGGUGAAAGAUGUGAAAGCCCCCGCUGGUGGGCGCUACUGGCGCCCCCAGGGCCAAGUGGAGGAGAGUGCCCGACAAGAGGUGCGCGCCCUUCUCCAAAGGAAGCCGCUAGAGAACGACUUCUCUGGGUGGCAGAUGCCUUUUCCCUUCGAGCUGCCGAGCGGAGAGCGCUGUCCCAUUUGUGCACUGGGGGAAUGCGGCGACGUGAACUGCGCGGCGUACCGGCCAAAGCAUCCCGAAGUGCGGGCGGCCAUCGAGGAGGUCGUGGCGCGGUUCGCUCAGCAAUACCUGGCCGAUGGCAUCCAGACAUAUGUCUCGGUGGGGUCUGGCCUGCUAGCACAGGACUGGUUCAUCCUCGAGAAGCUGAGUGCUCUGCAUUUGGCGCCCUCCCGGGCCAUCUUCGUGGAUCUCCGCACGGCUCACCCGGCGAUCGCCUGCGAGGGUCGGCAGUUCUCGGGUGAGGACGCCUUGGACAUGACCCAACUGGGCUUCAACUCCUCCCUAGGCCCAGAGUUCUCCUUCUCGGCCGUGGUCACCUUUGGGUCGCGCUGCGAGGGCACACGCCUCUUCGACUUCUGCAAUGGCAUUGAGGAAGACAACAUCUAUGUGGAACUGGGCCCUGAAGAGCAGGGGGCCAUGAUCUUUGGCGUGCGCAGGAAUGGCGAGGAUGCGCAGGUAACAGCUGGUGGUGCUUGGCUCGUCGGGCAGCCGCAUUUGUACCUCUUCACGGUCAGUGCCACGGGGAUGCUGCGGAUCUACAUCGACAACCAGCUUGUGGUGAGUCAGCAAGGGCAUCCCCCUGAAAGGAUGCAUAGAAAGAGGCUCUAUGUGGGCAGAUCCUCCAACUGCAGCAGCUUUUUCACGGGUCAAAUGAGGAAGAUCCAGGUGUGGAACUACUGCGUGGACAGCUGCAGCGUUGAUGGCUUGUAUGCUGAUGAGGCAGAGCGCGCUCUGAACCAGUUUGCCAGUUGGUUCCCCGAGGUGGAUGUCUUUACCUUCGGCAGCCUUGCCUCCUUUGCCGCGGCGGCGGAAGAAGACGACGAGUUUCAAGCGGAUUUGCUCCUCCAGAUCGACGUCCACAAGGAGCUCGAUGGCUUCCAGGACCUGGCCAAGAAAGUUCUCAGCAGCAACGGCCUCGCCCUCACUUUGCCCAAAACCGGCAAGAGCUGGAGGAGAGAGAAGGUGAAGGUCGUGGAGCUCCGAGUGGAGUCCGAGGUGCUGGCGCAGCUGGAGGAGAAGAAGCAGCAGCCCUGGGUCUUCUUUGGCCCCGGCAAGGUGGGCCGCAGCCACUUCUGCCAGGAGGACCGAGCCGCUUUCUUCGACUUUCUGGCUGGGCAAGCAGGAUAGGACGGCCACCCCGGUAGCCAGCCGGAGGUGUCGCGACUGUGCGGAAAAGAGGGAUGCAGCGACUACCGUUCAGCCA